Anoplophora glabripennis (Asian longhorned beetle) is the source of this 2124-nucleotide messenger RNA. RefSeq names its product glucose dehydrogenase [FAD, quinone]. The record is from RefSeq and is a predicted model, not a curated record. Lineage: Eukaryota; Metazoa; Arthropoda; Insecta; Coleoptera; Cerambycidae. The transcript has 7 exons. Bases 143 to 2002 code for a protein of 619 amino acids. Gene Ontology annotation, molecular function: oxidoreductase activity, acting on CH-OH group of donors; flavin adenine dinucleotide binding.
AUAUUCCACUUAAAGAUUUUAUUUGGUCUUGUAUAGAUACAAAAGUUACAGAUAUUGUAAAAAAGUGCAUUUCCGCUGGCUAUAGUUUUCUGUCCUUUCCGUAUUGCUGGUCGGGAAGAGCCGACACAUUGUUUUAGCCACGAUGCCGUGUUACCAACCCUUCCUGUGGGUGUUCGCCCUAAUAUCGACAGUCACAUGUUCGCCUUUCCAACUUACCGAGAAAUACAUCGAGGAAUUUCAAGAGGGCAUAGCAGGACUGAAAAAAUUGUCGCAAGAAUACGAGUACCACCCGGAAGAUUUUAACUUGGCUGCGCACGAUGCGACAGACCCAGAAGAAUUUGAUUUCGUCAUCGUGGGAUCGGGAACGUCAGGAGCUGUCAUAGCGAACCGACUAUCACAAAUACCGGAAUGGAAGGUUCUUCUUCUGGAAUCAGGGGCGCCCGAGACAAAAAUUACACAAAUACCAGCGUUGCACCGUGCCCUACAGACCACCCCCUACAACUGGUGGUUCACCACGGUGCCCCAAAACAAAUCUUGCCUAGGUGCGGAGGACAACAGAUGCUCGAUACCAGAAGGGAGAGCCCUUGGAGGCACCACGGCCAUAAACGACAUGUUGUACACCAGAGGAAACCAUAAGGACUACGACAUUUGGGCAGAUCUGGGUGUGGACGGAUGGUGCUGGGAAGACGUCCUCCCUUACUUCAAGAAGAUAGAAGACGCUCAUAUUCACGAGUUGGACAGGAAGUACCACAGUUUAGGAGGACCCCUUCACCUGGAGAAUUUCCAACACUCCUCCGACCUCGCCCACCACGUCCUGCAAGCGGGUCAUGAAAUAGGCAUUAACACCGUGGAUUACAACGGCAAGGAACAGCUCGGUUUGGGCGAGCCCCAGGUUAUAGGCAAGAACGGCAAGAGGAACAGCGUCGCGCAGGCCUACCUGGUGCCCGCGCACGCGAGGGACAACCUGGUGGUGAGGCCGCUGAGUCACGUCGUGGAGAUCAUCAUCAGCCCUCACACGAAGGAAGCACAAGGGGUUAAGUACCUUCACGACGGGAAGAUAUUCGUGGCCAAGGCCGCCAAGGAGGUUGUCCUUGCUGCCGGGCCCAUCAACACGCCCCAACUUCUUUUGCUUUCGGGUGUUGGGCCCAAGGAAGACCUGGAGCACCUCGAAAUACAACCGGUGGCCGAUUUGAAGGUUGGUCACGGUCUUAAGGACCACCUCGCCUUUAUAGGACUGAACUUUGUCUUUAACGAAACGAACGACCAACUCCACAAGGACUACGAUGCGGUAGUGGAUUAUCUCAAAAACGGCAAAGGUCCUCUUACGUCCUUAGGUCUAGAAGCUAUCGGCUUCGUGAAAACUGAAGCAUCAAAGGAAAAAACAGACUAUCCCGACGUGGAGUUCCUCAUAACCACGGAUAUAUACAACAAAGGCCACGAGCACUUGCGAGACCUGAGGAUUAAAAAAGAAAUCUACGACGCCGUUUGGGCACCACUAGAAGGCAAAAAGGGCUUCACCAUCGCCGUGGUCCUCCUGCACCCCAAAUCCACGGGAGUCCUGGCCCUCCACGACAAGGAUCCCCUACAUCGGCCACUGAUCAACCCCAAUUACCUCAACGACGAAGACGACCACGACCUGGAAACGAUCGUGGCGGGCAUCCACAAGGCCUUGAAGCUGGCUCACGCCGACGCUCUACAGAAGCUUGGAAUACACCUGAACGUCAACAAAGUACCAGGAUGCGAGCAUUUCGAAGCCGAAGACGACUACUGGAGGUGCGCCAUUCGGCAUCUGACCGUCAGUUUGGGGCACGUCAGCGGCACGGCCAGGAUGGGGUCGGAGAAAGACAAGACGGCGGUGGUGGAUAAGAAAUUGAGGGUGUACGGGCUUCAUAAGUUGAGGGUGGCCGAUUCCAGCGUCAUCCCCGUCAGUAUCUCGGGGCAUUUGACGGCGCCGAUAGUAUUGAUCGGCGAGAAGGCCGCGGAGCUCAUCAGAGAAGACUGAAAGUGAUGACGCCGACUUGCUUGUGCAAAUUUAUUUAUUGUUUCACUUCGUGCCUCAAGUGCACACAUAUUUAAUCUGUAGUUGUGAUUUUUAAAUAAAAGUUGUAAUAUGUAUUAUGCCAA